Hevea brasiliensis (rubber tree) is the source of this 2308-nucleotide messenger RNA. RefSeq lists its product as uncharacterized. Lineage: Eukaryota; Viridiplantae; Streptophyta; Magnoliopsida; Malpighiales; Euphorbiaceae. The coding region runs from base 635 to 2062 and encodes 475 amino acids. The record is from RefSeq and is a predicted model, not a curated record. Gene Ontology annotation, molecular function: protein binding. Gene Ontology annotation, cellular component: NuA4 histone acetyltransferase complex. The transcript has 5 exons.
AUGAAGGCCAACCAGUGUGCAAAGAGAGAAGAAGACGAAGAACAAGAAUAUAUAUUUCUUUUUUCAUUCAUAAAAAAAUAUUCUAAAUUUUGCUUCAAAAGUCCAUGUUUUUCUCAUUAAUAACAUUCCCAAUUCUCAAUGUUUCUUUGUGUCCAAACAGAACCCAUCUAUCUCCAUUCUAGUAUUAUCUGUUUCUCUUCUUCUUUCCUUCUAUUGACGAAGAAGAAUCUGUCGACCCCGUGUGGCACGCAAUUAUAGUAGAAUUUUCUGUGAAUUUUUUUAUAUCCUACCCAACAAAAACAAAACCUAUAUAAUAUAAUACCCCAAAAAAGAAAAACCCACCCGUCUUUUUCCCUCGAAGCCACCUUUUUCUUCCUUCCAAUACCCAGAAGGCGGUUUUUGGUUUCUCACCUUUACCCUCUGCGGUUUGAUUAGGGCUGUGUUUCGUUUAUUCUCUUCUAUAUUAUUUCAUUUCGUUUCCUGCAUACUCUUUUUUUUUUUUUUAUCCUUUUCUGUCUCCAAAUUUUUGAGGCGGCGUUGGCUAAAGUGAGCCAGGGGUGCGUAGGAUUAGGAGAGGUGGUGGCGGCGGCGGUGGAGGAGGAUUGAUCGUUUGGCGUACACGUGACGGUGAGAGAUGAUGAGUACGGAGGUGGUGACAGGGAGGUGGGGCACAUGGGAGGAAUUGUUGCUGGGUGGGGCCGUGCUCCGGCAUGGUACCCGAGAUUGGAAUUUGGUCGCCGCCGAGCUUCGAGCCCGAACCGUUUGCCCGUAUACUUUCACACCUGAGGCAUGUAAAGCCAAGUAUGAGGACUUGCAACAGCGUUAUUCUGGAUCCAAAGCUAUGUUUGAGGAGUUACGAAAGCAGAGAAUGGCCGAGUUAAGGCGAGCUUUAGAAGUAUCUGAAGACUCAAUUGGGUCACUGGAAUCAAAGCUUGAAAUUCUCAAGGCUGAGAGAAUAAAUGACAAUAAUGUUGGUUUUGACUCCAGUCAGACUGAAUCACUUGUACCAUUUCAGAAAUCUGAUGGAGUUGAAUCUUCCAGUAAAGAGACAUCAAAAGAUGGACUAUCGGCAGGGAGUUUCACUCAGGAAACCAGGACAAAUUGGUCCCGUGAAUGUCAGGUUCCCGCUUCUGUGUCAGUUGAAGAUAUUGAAACUAAGCCAGAAGUUCCAAUGUCUCCUAAACAAGAGAAAGUUUCAAACAUAGUGAAUCUGGCGGAGACCUUUUUUAUGGGACAAGGAGGGAGUAUAAGGAGGAGGAGAGGGAAGAGAAAGAGGAAAGGUUGUAGUAAGGAUGUGAAGGAGGGGAGUGUUGGAGAAAGUGAUUUUUGGGGGUCAACUGAUGUUUUAUCAGCUACACGAUGUAAAGAGAAUUCAACCAGCAGUUCUGGUCAAACUGGCAGAGGUUUUGGUGUUGAUGAUAAAAGCAAGGGUUCAAGCAAGGUUGGACUCACUACUAAUCUCAUGGAAAUUUUUAAUUCCAUUGCAGAGAAUAAAUGUGCCAGUGUCUUUCGUCGACGACUUGAUAGUCAGAAGAGGGGAAGAUACAAGAAAAUGAUUUUGCAGCAUAUGGAUUUUGAUACAUUAAGAUCAAGAAUUGCCAAUCACUCCAUUACAUCAGUUAAAGAAGUCUACAGAGAUCUGCUGCUACUGGCUAACAAUGCCCUAGUUUUUUAUUCCAAGACUACACGUGAAUACAAGUCUGCACUACUACUCAGAGACAUCGUCACGAAAAGUUUGCGACAGCAUUUGAACGAUUAUAUCAGCAAGAUUACUAUUACACUGCUUUCAACCACACCAUCAAUGCUUCAUCCUCCUGUGAAAGCCCGCAGUGCUCGGCCUGUUAAUCGCAAACAGCUCGGAAAGGUGUCCAAAUCUGGGAACAGCAUCGCAAAGACUCCAAAUGCAGUUAAAAAACCAAGUAAUGUUCAUUCUCUUCCUUCAGCAGAGUCUGUAACCAUGGCAAAGAAAGGAUCCGGCCGGCCACGAAAAGCUGGGCGUGGAAGCACUACCCAACCACCUGAAAAUCCACCCAAGGGAAGAAAGAGAACUCGAGCUAGGUGAGUAUGUUUGUAUAUCGUUCUUGUUCUUCUGUUACCAUUGAGCUACGUCACCACGUUUGUAUAUUGUUCUUGUUCUUCUGUCAAUAUUUUGCAACCCUCUACUAGUCGUAGGUUCUCAAUGUAACAAAUAUUGUAGGAUGUUUCCAUGUACAGAAUCGUCACUUUCUGACGAAGCUAACUGUUGUCUAAAUAUCACUGUAACAGUCGCAUCAAUUACCGAUAAUCAACCCUUUUCUUUCUUUUACUA